Molecule: messenger RNA, 1156 nt
Organism: Odobenus rosmarus divergens (Pacific walrus)
Lineage: Eukaryota; Metazoa; Chordata; Mammalia; Carnivora; Odobenidae
Gene: NTPCR
Product: nucleoside-triphosphatase, cancer-related
Exons: 5
Coding region: 5-577 (190 amino acids)
Molecular function (GO): ribonucleoside triphosphate phosphatase activity
Source: RefSeq, a predicted model, not a curated record
CGGUAUGGCCAGGCACGUGUUCCUGACUGGGCCCCCAGGAGUUGGAAAAACAACACUGAUCCAGAAAGCCAGUGAGGUUUUAAAAUCCUCUGGUGUGCCUGUCGAUGGAUUUUACACAGAAGAAGUCAGACAGGGAGGGAGAAGAAUAGGAUUUGAUGUUGUCACAUUAUCCGGCAUGCGGGGAGUUUUGUCUAGAAUUGGGUCAGAGCCUCCGCCCGGAAAACGUGAAUGCCGGGUUGGGCAGUAUGUGGUGGAUCUGACUUCCUUCGAGCACUUGGCACUUCCGGUCCUGAGGAAUGCAGGUUCCAGCAGUGGCCCGGGGCAGAGAGUGUGUGUCAUCGAUGAGAUUGGGAAGAUGGAGCUCUUCAGUCAGCCUUUCAUCCAGGCCGUUCGUCAGACGCUGUGCACCCCAGGGACUGUAGUCCUGGGCACGAUCCCAAUACCUAAGGGAAAACCGCUGGCCCUCGUGGAGGAAAUCAGAAACAGAAACGACAUUCAGGUGUUCAGUGUCACCAAGGAAAACAGAAACCACCUUUUGCCAGAUAUUGUGACGUGUGUGCAGAGCGGCUGGAAGUGAAGACCGUUCGAGCCCCUGCCUUGUGCUCUUGAAGAAAUGUGCUGCUUCGCUCGGAGCCUGAUCAGUGCCCCACCUGUCAAGGAUUUAUGCCCUCGGGCUUACGAAACCUGAUGGGCCUUUCCAGAGAAAGCCUGACAGCUGUUCUCCAUGAAAUGUUUAAAAGAUCAAAUUAGCCUGAAGGCUGGAUUGGCGCGACAAGAUGAACAGUCCGCUGUGGCUUAUUUAUGCCCAGAGGUUUCUGUUUAUUUCCUCUUGCAGUUGUGCAUAUGAUUUCGGUAAAUUAUGAAAUGAGAAAUGUUUUUCAAGAGUAUUAGAUGGAACUUGCCCCCAUCGAAGUUUAUACGUGUGUUCCGGGGAAGGGGGAGAAGGGUGUUCGCUACCUAAUCAAUUUUGCAUGUUAUGAAAAUUAACCCCCUCUCCAGGUGCUUCAGCUCACAGGGAUAUGAGUUACUCAGUUUUUUUAAAAAAAUGGUUACUUCAGAGAAAAGCCAUUUUAGGUCCUCCCCACCCAUCUCAUUGUUUAUUUGAUUGCUUAUUGCUUAAUAAAAAGAAACUAAAUGCGGUGGUUGCAAACACGUG